GGCAGUGUCGCGCCGUGCCCGGACGGAGGAGGUCACCGAGCGGCGGCGGCGGCGCCGCGGCUCCGGCUCUGGCUCCGGCUCCAGCUCCAGCAUGUGGCGGGUGUUGGCACGACGCGUAGCCCGGGGGGCGGCGGGAGCUCCUGCUCCGGUGCGGAGCUGCCGAGCGUUCAGCGCCGCUAGGGCCGGCCGCGGAGCGGCGGGGGGUGUCGGGGCUGUGCCGUUGGGCCGCGGCCCGGCGUGGAACGGCCCCGUGCCACGGCCUGGCGGGCUCCUGCAGCCUGCUGCCUGGCCCCGGCUCGUCCCGUGCCGCUGCUGCAGUCUCCCCGCACACCAGAAGGUGGCCUUGCCAGCUCUGUCUCCCACAAUGCAGAUGGGCACCAUUGCACGCUGGGAGAAGAAGGAGGGUGACAAGAUCAAUGAAGGGGAUCUCAUAGCAGAGGUGGAGACAGACAAAGCAACGGUUGGCUUUGAGAGCCUGGAGGAGUGCUACUUGGCCAAGAUUCUGGUGCCAGAAGGAACAAGAGAUGUUCCUAUUGGGGCCAUAAUAUGUAUCACAGUAGAAAAGCCUGAAUAUGUUGAUGCCUUUAAAAGUUAUACUCUGGAUUCUGCAGCAUCUGCCCCCCCCGCAGCUUCAGUGCCUCCCCCUCCAGCUGCAGCUCCCUCACCACCAACUCAGCCUUCUGCUCAGGCUCCUGGCAGUUCUUAUCCUCCUCAUAUGCAGAUCACUCUCCCUGCCCUGUCACCUACCAUGACAAUGGGCACAGUGCAGAGAUGGGAGAAGAAGGUUGGAGAGAAACUGAAUGAGGGAGACUUACUGGCAGAAAUUGAGACAGAUAAAGCCACAAUAGGCUUUGAAGUGCAGGAGGAAGGCUAUUUGGCAAAAAUCUUGGUACCUGAAGGAACAAGAGAUGUGCCCUUAGGAACAGCUCUCUGCAUCAUUGUGGAGAAAGAAUCUGAUAUUCCAGCCUUUGCUGACUACCAAGCCACUGCAGUAACUGACAUGAAGCCACAAGCUCCUCCUCCUCCACCACCAGUGACGGCAACUCCUGCUGCUGCUCCUCCUCCCCAGCCUGCUGUUCCUCCCAGUCCAGCUGUCGCCACAGCUGGGCCUCCUCCCCCAAAAGGAAGGGUUCUGGUUAGUCCCCUGGCAAAGAAAAUGGCAGCAGAAAAAGGAAUUGACCUUGCCCAAGUGAAAGGUACUGGACCAGAUGGCAGAAUCACAAAGAAAGAUGUAGAGUCAUUUGUGCCACCAAAGGUUGCUCCAGCUCCAGCACUAGAGGCAGUUCCUUCAGCUGCUGCAGUUGCAGCAGCACCAGUGGGGACCUUCACAGACAUCCCUAUCAGCAACAUUCGGAAGGUCAUCGCUCAGCGGUUGUUACAGUCUAAACAAACAAUACCUCACUACUACCUUUCCAUUGAUGUAAACAUGGGAGACGUACUGGUGCUAAGGAAAGAACUCAAUCAGGAGGUCUCAGAUAACAUUAAGCUUUCUGUCAAUGACUUCAUAAUUAAAGCUGCUGCUCUGGCGUGCUUGAAGGUGCCUGAGGCAAAUUCUUCGUGGAUGGACACAGUUAUUAGGCAAAAUCACGUAGUGGAUGUUAGCGUUGCAGUUAGUACUCCUGCAGGGCUUAUCACCCCUAUUGUGUUUAAUGCACAUAUAAAGGGCCUGGCUUCCAUUAGUAAGGACGUGGUUUCUUUGGCGACUAAAGCCCGAGAAGGUAAACUUCAGCCUCAUGAAUUCCAGGGUGGUACUUUCACAAUUUCCAAUUUAGGAAUGUAUGGGAUUAAGAAUUUCUCUGCCAUAAUCAAUCCACCUCAGGCCUGCAUCCUUGCGGUUGGUUCCUCAGAGAAAAGGCUGGUGCCAGCUGAUAAUGAGAAAGGAUUUGACGUGGCCAGCGUGAUGUCCGUGACGCUCAGCUGUGACCAUCGCGUUGUCGAUGGUGCAGUCGGUGCACAGUGGCUUGCUGAAUUCAAGAAAUUCCUUGAAAAACCAGUAACUAUGCUGCUAUAAUUUAACCAUGCAAGUAAAAUUUUCCUGGGUCACACUGUUUUGUUUUAAACAAGCUAUUUAGACUUCAGUGUUCAGACUUGUUCAAAGAGUUCCUUUUUUAUUUUAAAUCUGUAUUAUAAUAUCUGGUAAUGUUAUUACCAGUCUGUACAGAAAAAGUUUGCAAAAGUGCUUUUCAGAGCAAUAUUACAGCUAUACUGUAUUUUUAUACAGUUAGUUAACUUGCAAACUCUUCCAAAUCAUCAUUAGGCAUCCCAGAUUUAAAAAUGAUCCACACAGUACUGGCAAUAAUGCUGUUACUGCCAUCUACUUGUAAACUGGGGUGAACGGGGGGGUGCACAGCGAGCAAUCUCAUGACCUUAGCGUUCUCAGAAAUUUGAGUUAGAAACAUCUCUUCACGAGAGCUCUGAUGAGAUGGUAACUGAAACACACAAGUUAGCAGAAGGUGAAUUCCCUUUUUACCCUGUUCUCCUGCUGGGGCGGGCAAGUGUUACAGAUGCACUGAGGGACUGAAGUGCCUGGGAAUCGUUUCUCAAAGGCCAAGUGCCAGCAUUCCACAUCUCUCUUGGAAUUUGGCACUGCUCUGGACCUUCUCAGCUAUGUGAUCCCUUUUGAGCACUUUAAGGUGAAAGAGCACUGGUAACUGUGGGGUCACAGCUCUCAGAUACCACGGGGAAUGUGCUGUCUUCUCGUUGACUUUUCGCUUCCAUGUGCUUUUUGUAUGAGAACUCUAAUGAAAACUCUUUAAUUUUUGUAUGAAAACUCUUUAAUUGCUAUUCCUCUUGCUAAGUUAAUAUCAGACUAUAAUGCCACGGGAGUAACUGCUUUGCAGAAUGUUCAGGAGAAUCUGCAUGUUGGAACCCAGUAUAGGCAAGUCACACGUCCUAAUAAUCCCAUCAGAGGAUAUUAAUCAUGUGGUGGCUCGAGUGUUGGGAAUACUUCAGGCAUUCUAACAUAGGAAGCUCUGAGUGAAUCACUGGUACCGUGGUUCUUCCCUGAAUCAUCUGUGUUGUUCCAGCCUCAGUAAGCUGCAGAAUCCAUGUCUAUGUUCUACGUGAAAUGCUUUAAUAGUUUGUUGGACUUGUGUCCAGUUACCCCAGUCUUUGUGUCCUGGAAGGGGUGCAGUGCUGAACAUUCUGAAAUUCCACUUUUCACAUGGACAUGUUGAUGUAAAAAGGAUGACUGUAUAGUAAUUACAAAGUGACCGGGAGAAUUGAGGGGGGAGAAGUUUGAAAAAAAAGAGAAAUUGAAAGCCGAUGUGCUAUUCUGUAUAUUGCAUUGAGUACCGUCUCCUGUAAAGUUCUACAAAAUUCACUAAAGAUAUUGAAAGAAAAUACUGUGGAAAUUAAAUAUUUUUGUGGGAACUAUUUACUGUCUGGUUGCUGUGAUACCUGGUUUUCAUGCCUGGCUUAAGCAGAAAAGUUCAUUAAGGUUUUGUUUUUUCUUUAAUGAUCUAAAGUAUCUUGGUUCCAGACUCUAGUGAACCUGUAUUCUAUUAAAUGUUUGGAAUUGACAACUACUAAA
Molecule: messenger RNA, 3532 nt
Organism: Columba livia (rock pigeon)
Lineage: Eukaryota; Metazoa; Chordata; Aves; Columbiformes; Columbidae
Gene: DLAT
Product: dihydrolipoamide S-acetyltransferase
Exons: 14
Coding region: 92-2011 (639 amino acids)
Biological process (GO): pyruvate decarboxylation to acetyl-CoA
Molecular function (GO): dihydrolipoyllysine-residue acetyltransferase activity
Source: RefSeq, a predicted model, not a curated record